Molecule: messenger RNA, 756 nt
Organism: Zingiber officinale
Lineage: Eukaryota; Viridiplantae; Streptophyta; Magnoliopsida; Zingiberales; Zingiberaceae
Product: glycine-rich cell wall structural protein-like
Exons: 2
Coding region: 1-756 (251 amino acids)
Source: RefSeq, a predicted model, not a curated record
AUGGAUUCCAUCCCCCAUCCUCUGUCGGUGUCGAUUUUGUCCGAAGCUUCUUCCAAUCCCCCCUCGGAGUUAGAGUUGCACAAGCUAAGAAAAACCCAUUUAAAAUUGAUCUCGCUGAGGUUCCAUGACGGAGGUCUCGCCAAAAACUUGGGAGUCAAGGGUAUCGCGAGGGGAGGAGGUGGUCGAUGGCAACAAGAGGUUCUUGAUCCAGAGGAUCUUGAUGCUCUUGGUGCCCUGGAGAGCAGGAGGAGGAACCGAUGCCAUCGAGGAAAAGGAGGAAAAUCGCUCACCGAGGCCGCUGCAGGAGGCGGCGGUGGAGGUCGAGGAUCUGGCCGUGGGCCCGGAUAUGGAUCUGGCUCCAAUUCUGGAUAUGGUGAGGGUGUCGGUGGCGGAAGCGCUGGAGGGUACUGUAGAGGAGGCAAAGGCAGUGGCGGAAGAGAACGAGGCAGCGAUAGCUCUGGCUCCGGGUCCAGCAGCUGUUAUGGAUUGGGAUACGGUGAGGGCACUGGAGGAGGAAACGCUGGAGGGUAUGGGAAAGGUGGCGACUGUGGAGGCCGUGGCGGUGGGGGAGAAGUGGGAGUUGUAGGCUCCAUCUCGGGUUACCUUACGGUGAGGGGUGGUGUGGCUGGUAAUGUCGGAGGAUAUGGAAGGGUCGCGGCGGUGGAGGUGGUGGCGGCGGAGGAGAGGGAGGCAGUAAUGGGUCAGGAGGAUCCGGAUCCGGGCAAGGGUAUGGAUCCGGCUAUGGCUUUGGCGUAG